AUGCCAUCUCUAAGGUCUCGCAGCGACAGUGGAUUUGGGCAAUUGAUUGAUUCUCAGGUGACCAAAAAUUUCGGUGGGCAAGGAUUCAUUGCAACUGUCGCUGCACAGCUUGGUGAGUCUCUCAUCGGUCCAGGCGAGACCUUCGCUCGAUCAACUCAAAAUGGGAGACGUAAUCUUGUCAACACCUCAAGACCUUCUGCGGCGAAUGCUGCGCCAACAGAGAUUCUCCAUCAAGUUUACUCUCUGCUUUCGCCUCACGACUUUGACAAUGCUCGACGUACCUGUUCACAAUGGAUGAAAGCUAGCCUGAACCGCAGGCUAUUGGAGGGCACGCUCAAGUGUGCCGGCUGGUGGGAUGCAUUUCAACGUGACAUGGAGAAACAACGGGAUGACCGCUUUGAAUCAGUCCAGGAGAGUGACGUGUGGAAGAUGAGCAAACGGCUUGCGACUGAGUGUCUACUAUCAGGGCACAGAACGACCCUAGAGAAGUCAGGCUUUAUCAAGUCCGAGAUUAUCCAUUUCUCGGGUCUCUUUCGAGAUUCUAUCAAAACUCGAAGAGGCACUUCGCUUUCAGUCGCAAAACCAGCCACAAGAGACGGUUGCAAUAAGUUUUCGACCUUCAAUGUGAGCAGUUGCGGCAAGUAUGUUCUGGUGACAGGUGGCUGCAUAAUCUAUCUGUUUCGGUUACUGAACAAAGGAAACGACGUUUCAGUUCUAUCCGAACUGGGUUCCCAGAACCUUGAGCUGGUCUCGCAGAUCGAUUGUACUAGCGAUGUUCUCUUGGCUACCAUGGAUACCAGCACUCCUCGAGUUGCUGUAGCUGCGUUGCUAGAGAAUCGAGUUGGAAUGGUCUACGAUGUCGACCCUUCUGCCAGGCCAGAUACAAGUCACAGUCGAUCGAAAUCCCCUAAAGCAUGGCGAACCCACACAGGCCCUCACUUUUAUCAGGAUAUAUGUUCUGAAGAUCACCCCCCACGCACUAUCGCAAUUCUACCGGGCCGCCGAUGCGUUGCCUUUGGCUGUGCAGGAGGCGUCGAGAUUCACUGGUCUGACGAGAAAACCGGCCAGGAUCGGUACAGACGCCUGCCAAUGUCCCAACCUUCUGAAACACUUCAUUUUCUACCAAGCUCUCAGGAAGAUCCUGCAGAAUUUCGACUAAUUUCAUCUCUGGCGGGCCCAGGCCCUCAUGAGUGCAGCUGCCGACAGUUCCCAAUGUCCGGUCACUCGCAAGCAUGUCCGUUCCAUAUACUGUCCGCAAAGCACUCGCUCGGCGGUCUUAACCAAUAUGGCGCAUCGUCUCUCAAUUUGGUUCGCGCCACUCACUGUCACAAUUACCGCGCCGUGCCCAUAAACGAUGGACUUCAUAUGGCCUUCGUGGAUCCACGUACAGGGAAUCUUUGCAUUGGGUCCAACUCGCCCAUUGGCGGUCCGACAAGUCUAACGCGUGCUUUUGUAUGCGUGCCUCCAUGUGGGAAAAAUUCGACAGGCAAUGCUAAGGAGUUUAAUGCCCCCAUCGCUUUUACUGUUGGCUCAGAUUUAAGCUGGGGGCUUCGCAUCGUUGCCGCAUAUGAAGAUCGAAUCGUCCUGUAUUCUAUUCCGUCGGACAUCUUCAACGUGAUUCGCAGAGAGCGCGAGCACCAAAGCGGCGAUUUCAUGGGUGAUGGCGAGAUUGCGCGUGAUUGGCUGCUAGAUUCCGGGAGAAUGCGCAAGCGUUGCGACAGCCUCGCGCAGGAUCAACGGGGAGGCUGGGAGUGUGCAUUGAGCGUCAGUUAUCGAUCGACAUCGAUGACGUGGCCUUUCAAGGUGCAUGGCAAGGAAAUUGGCCGUGUGGACGACGUGGUAGAGCUGGCUCUACAAACCUCGGAUGGAGGAGCUCGUAUCUGGGCGUUUGCUGCAUCCGGUCAAGCGCACGUGUUUGAUAUCGACACCAUUUCUCCCAUGGCACGGACGAAGACCAAACAACCGUUGAGAGCGGUCAUGGUCGGCUCCGAUGGCCAAUUCAUAUCACCCCCGGUGUUAGACAAUACCCAUCUCGAAGCCUCAAAGCAGCUUCGUGGAUCUCGCAAGCGGAAGUUAGCUGAAUCGCGGGACCGGUUCAUCGGUCAAUAUGGCAAGACUCGGUUUGCCUCCAGCAUCAAUACAGGUGCCGCGGGGCUUGCGAGUCAAAUGGCCGCAGGGCCGACGCAGGACGAAGAUAUGUCUCUGAAGCGUUCGUCAUUCGCCGCAUGCAUCGUUGACUUUAAGAUCCCUGGUCUGAGUCUUCGGGAUGGCCCGUGGGGUGUAUAA
Messenger RNA from Penicillium oxalicum, 2286 nucleotides. RefSeq names its product F-box protein. NCBI's taxonomy places the organism in Eukaryota, Fungi, Ascomycota, Eurotiomycetes, Eurotiales, Aspergillaceae. The transcript has a single exon. Gene Ontology annotation, molecular function: protein binding. The coding region runs from base 1 to 2286 and encodes 761 amino acids. The record is from RefSeq and is a predicted model, not a curated record.